AUGUUUUCCGGGUGGAGCGGGGUGGCUCAUGGCUUAUAUAUGCUCUUGAAUAUCUGUUCUCUCAAAGUUGCAGGUGGACUUGUACAGUCAUGUGGUCACAUCAGCCCAGAGUCUCCAGUGCUGGCCCUUGGCUCCAGUUUCACAGCAUUAUGCAUUUUGAAUGAGAGCUGUCUUGACUUUGGCAACAUUUAUGCUAAUCAGAUUAUCUGGAAAAUUAAAAACAGAGUGGUACCUAAAGAACAAUAUCGUGAAAUAAACAGAACAGUUUCCAGUGUCACAUUUAAUGACACUUCUUCACUAGCUACUCCUCUGACAUGCAACAUUUUAGCAGAUGGACAGAUUGAGCAGAAUAUUUAUGGAAUUACAGUCACAGUGGGCUUGCCCCCAGAGAAGCCCAAGAACUUAAGUUGCAUUGUGCAUCAGUUGUCAAAACUCACAUACCCUAUGACUUGUACCUGGAACCCUGGAAGGCAUACGUUCCUGGACACCCACUUUAGAUUGAAAAACAGAUGGACACAGGAGACCUUUCCUGACUGUAUACCGAAAGGUGUAAAUAAUUCUUGUACUAUUCCCGAUGUCCAGUUCUUUGUUAACCUGGAGAUCUGGGUAGAAGCAGAAAAUGCUCUUGGGAAGGCUGAAUCUGAUCCUCUUGUUUUUGAUCCCAUUGAGAUUGUUAAACCUCUGUCUCCACACAACUUAUCAGUCAACUCUGGAAUACUACCCACUGUUCUGAAGCUUUCCUGGGAGAAUCGGAUUUGUACAGCUGUGAUGAAGCUGAAAUUUAACAUUCGCUACAGGAUCACUGGUGACACAAACUGGGUGCAGGUUCCUCCUGAAGAUACAGCUUCACCAAGAACUUCAUUCAGUGUUCAAGGGCUCAGACCCUACACAGAGUAUGUCUUUUCAGUCCGUUGCAUGAAGGAAGAUGGAGUGGGCUACUGGAGUGACUGGAGUGAAGAGAAGACUGGGGUCACCACUGAGGAUAAACCAUCUAAAGGACCACCCAUCUGGAGGAUCAUUGAUGCGUCUUGCUCAUCAGCUUCCCGGACUGUGCAUCUGAUGUGGAAGGCAUUGGAGCCAUUUGAAGCCAAUGGAGUAGUCUUGCAUUAUGAAGUAACUGUCAGAAGUAAAUCCUCUCUGUCCAGUCCAGCAGAGAAAUACACUGUUAGUGGUACCAACCUUACAUUAAAGCUGCCAAAUGGAACUUACGAAGUGACUGUGGUUGCCCAUAACAGUGCCGGGGCAUCCCCUCCAUCAGUUUUACUCAUCCCAGCAAGUAAUUCAAAAGCUCCUGUGAAGAAUCUUAGAACACUACCUAAAGAUGGCAAGUUGUGGGUAGGGUGGACUGCUCCUAACAAUUAUGUUCUUAAAUAUGUGGUUGAAUGGUGUCUGGUGUCCAACAGCUCAGACUGCAUCAUAGAAUGGCAGAAUGAACCAGGAAAUGUGCAAGGAACAUACUUAAAAGGUGAUAUAAAGCCAUUCAAGUGUUACCUGAUAACUGUGUACCCUCUGUAUGCUGAUGGACAAGGAAGUGGACAGUCUGUGAAUUCUUACCUUCUUCCUGGAGGUCCUUCAAAAGGACCCACUGUUCAAACCAAAAAGGUGGGAAAAGCUGAAGCUGUUUUGACAUGGAACCAACUCACAGUGGAUGAACAAAAUGGAUUUAUCAGAAGUUACACCAUAUUUUACAAAACUAUUGAUGGAAAUGAAACAGCUGUGACAGUGGAUCCUUCCAAGACGGAGUAUACCCUUUCUUCUCUGACAAGUGACACGCUGUAUACUGUGCGGAUGAUGGCAUACACGGAUGAAGGAGGCAGGAGUGGUCCUGAUUUUACAUUUACUACUCAAAAAUUUGGGAAAGGAGAAAUUGAAGCCAUAGUUGUACCUGUGUGUCUCGCAUUCCUGUUGAUUGUGCUUCUUGGGGUUUUGUUUUGCUUCAAUAAACGUGACUUAAUUAAAAAGCAUAUCUGGCCUAUUGUCCCUGAUCCAUCCAAAAGUAACAUUGCUCAGUGGUCUCCUCAAGUUCCAGCUAAGCAUAACUUUAGUUCCAAAGAUCAGAUGUACCCUGAAGGCAGCUUUACAGAUGUAAGUGUCGUAGAAAUAGAAGCUGAUGACAAGAAGUCUCUUUCAGAACAGGAUCUAAAGCCCUUUGACUUGCUUAAAAAGGAGAAGAGUACUUCAGAAGGCCACAGCAGCGGUAUUGGAGGAUCCUCAUGCAUGUCUUCUCCUAGGCAAAGUGUCUCUGACAGCGACGAAGGCGAAACUACACAAAACACUUCAAGCACUGUACAGUAUUCAACCGUAGUACUUAAUGGCUACAGAGACCAAACUCCUGUCCAAGUCUUUUCAAGGUCUGAGUCGACUCAGCCACUGCUAGAUUCAGAAGAGAGAUCAGAGGAUCACACUGGAGGAGGUGACAGCACAACACAGAGGCAGCAGUAUUUCAAACAAAGUGGUGGUCAGGAUGAAACUAACACAGACAGGCCAUGCUUUGAAAGAGCAAAGCUAAUUGCUUCUGCUAAUGAGGGAGAUCUUGCUGGAUUUGCACAACUGCAGAUCUCAGGUCAGAGUUCACAGCUGGUGGGUCUUGGGCUGGAAAAAAAUAUCCAGGAAGCUGCUCUGUCAGAUGUUGUACAGACAAGUACUGAAGGACAAACUGUGAGACAUGAAACAAUGGAGGGAAAUCCACCAUCAGUUGAUGAAAUGCCAAAAAGUUACCUCCCACAGACUGUAAGGCAAGGGGGCUAUAUGCCUCAGUGAGAGAAGAGACUGGCUCUGUUUAGGCCUUCAUUAGUGCCUGUUCACACUUUCUCCUGUGUUUCUGAUAAAUUAAGCUAGGUAUUUUUAUCUGAAUACAGAUGAAAAUAUUGAAAUUAAGUGAAGAGUGAUUUGACAAAGUACAAUAAGGACUGUGUUUUGUGAAAAAUUUGCAGCCCAGACCUACCAGAGACUUAAACUUUUAUGCACUACAUAAAAUCUUAUGUCUGGGUAGCUGAACAAGCCUUUGUGCUACCUUGGGAUUUUUGUUCCUUGUCAUAUCAGAUUCACACAUGAUUGAAAAUGGCAAGUUUCAAUUAAUCACAUCGGCCAAUAGACCUUCUAGAAGAAAUGCUUCAGUUUGUGACAGUGUACAAAAAAAAAAUGCCAGCUUUAGUUGCUUGGAGCAU
Messenger RNA from Merops nubicus (carmine bee-eater), 3167 nucleotides. RefSeq names its product interleukin 6 signal transducer (gene IL6ST). The transcript has 16 exons. The record is from RefSeq and is a predicted model, not a curated record. Gene Ontology annotation, biological process: cytokine-mediated signaling pathway. Gene Ontology annotation, cellular component: membrane; external side of plasma membrane; signaling receptor complex. Lineage: Eukaryota; Metazoa; Chordata; Aves; Coraciiformes; Meropidae. Bases 1 to 2760 code for a protein of 919 amino acids. Gene Ontology annotation, molecular function: cytokine binding; cytokine receptor activity.